Lutzomyia longipalpis is the source of this 3857-nucleotide messenger RNA. Its product is annotated as NCK-interacting protein with SH3 domain. Gene Ontology annotation, biological process: endocytosis. Bases 937 to 2955 code for a protein of 672 amino acids. The transcript has 5 exons. Lineage: Eukaryota; Metazoa; Arthropoda; Insecta; Diptera; Psychodidae. The record is from RefSeq and is a predicted model, not a curated record. Gene Ontology annotation, molecular function: protein binding; Arp2/3 complex binding.
AUUAUAAUCUGGUCAGGAAAUUGAUUCUGCAUCUCGCCACAAUUCAUUCGUUGAAGCAAUGAUUCUAGUAGGUGUUUAUUGAGCUUAUCAAUCUGACUGUGCUCUCUAGUAGGGUUCUCCGUUUCCACCAAUCCUGUAUUAGAAUCAACAUCUUCUUGCGCCUCAGAAUUGUUAUCACUGUUAUGAUCUUUAUUUUUCAUUUGCUUGCUUUCAAAAAUACCUGGCAUUUUGAGAGAUUGGUAUUUUUCCAAUAAUUAGCGUGAUAUUCAAACAAAAUCGUAAAUAUGAUAAAUUUUGUGCAAGAUAAAGUGAAAUAUAUUUGACAAUGUAGUCUAAGUUCCAUAUAAUAUAUAAACUUGACUAUUAUUAAAACGACGAAACUCAUAAAAAAAACUUUUUAGAAUUCCCAAAAAUGAAUCAAAUUAUAAAAUUUCCUUUUCAAACUUGAAACUUUGAUUAACUCAUAGAGUCACUUUGCUUUCAAAUAAAUUUUUAUUCCGAUACUUCUCUAAUUUUUUCUAUUUAUUUCGGGAACUUGUUUUGAGAUUAUACAAUGAUUUUCACUCAACGUAAGGCAUGAUUAUAAUUUAAUGUUCUUGCAAAAAAAAUUAGAAACUGGUAUAAUUUUUAGUUAAAGUCAAAGAUAAAAUUUCAGCUUUUUGUGGAGUUUCCUUGCUUCGGUGUCAGAUACAGUUUGUCAGUAUGAAGAACCUAUACUAUAUAACUGAGCUGACUCAGUAUGGCAACGGGGUGGCACCGCAGGAUUGUCAAAAAAUUUUAGGUACGAAUAUAUAGAGAAAGCCAAAAAUGAGCAAAACAAUACAGAAAAAAAAUCAUAAAAUUUUAUUCUGUGAGAUUCUUGUGUAGAAAUGGACAAAGUUUUUAGGUGAAAUUGUGUCAAAUAAAAUGAAUUAAAUUAAAUUGUCCAAUAAUACCAUGGAUAAUAAGGAACAGGAAUUUAGUGACAAUGAGAUGCUUAAGGCUCUUUAUGAUUUCCAAGCUAUCUACCCUAAGACAAUUAGCUUUGAUGAAGGAGAAUAUUUUAUCCUUCAUCAGGCCAAUGUUAGGCAGAGGAAUUGGUGGCAAGUCGUUAGUAUGAAAGGAAAUAUUGGAUUUGUGCCAUCGAAUUAUGUAAUGAAACUUAAGGUGGAACCCGAAUUUUUAAUAAGCUUCCUUGACUCCAGUAUUGAAACACUCAAGUUAUCUACAGAGGAAGAAGUAAAUGGAAUAAUAAAUCGUAAAGAAUUGAUUCAAAAGCUCGACGAGAGAAAAAAACGAGCACAUCUUGCAAUGAAGAAUAUGUCAGAAGGAAAUUGCAAUAUUUCCAAUGAUGCAUUAACAAAUGUCAUUUCAACUAAAAAUAAAUCCGAGAGACAUGAUGCCAAAGGUUCAAUUUCCAAAAAAAGUCUCUCUAGUCCAGCUAUUGGAAUCCAACCGUCUCCUCAGCCUAUUCAAGAAAGUCUUAGCUUGGGUGUUCUAGUAACGAAGCUAGAUGAUAUUAGCAUAUCUGAACCCUCUGAGACUACCCAUACAACGACAAGUGAUAGUGAAAUAACAACAAUUUCUAAGGGUGAAGAGAAUUCACAGAAAAUUGUAAGUCCUCCUAGCGCUUUCAAUAAUUAUGAAGCUAUUGCCAUUGGAGCAAAUAAUCGGGAACCAGAGGUGACAAAUCAUACCGAUUUUGCUGAAGAGGAUCAAAGGCAGUUCAAUGAAAUUAACCGAAUCACCUCAGAUGAUGUCUACCUAAUUGUCGAUGCCAUACGUUUAAAUACAAAUCUUAGUCAUACUGAUUCUUGCAUUGCAUUGAGAACUGUACUAAGUGAAGUAAGCUCACUCAUUCCUCAAGUAGCGCCCCAGCUUGAAACCAUUACGGCUCAUCUGAAUUUAGCACCUCUUGUGGCACCAGACAAUCUCUUGGGUGAUACACACGAUUCCAGACGCCUCCGCGCCAUUUUUGCAGAUCUAGCAGAUUGUAAAAAUGAUUCUGAACAGAGGAGUUGGAUGUUAUUUGAAGAUGAAGACGAAAUUAUACAGUAUUUGACCGUUUUAAAUGGUAUUUUGAAAAAUGCUGAUCCAAAAAUUUGCUGUUACGAAAUGUCCUGUGAUCACUACCAAAGCAUUAUAAAUUUAGUACAAUACUACCAAAUGGAAACAAGAUGGACUAUCCGACGCCUUCUUUUGGAUGCAUUCAAAGCCAUUUGUCAGCUAGACUAUACAGCUGUUGACAUACUCUUGGGGUCAGUACUUCCUACAGAAUUGAUCCAAGACAUGACGUCAAAUUCCUCAAAUGUAGAACGCCUCAAAGAAUUGGCUAUAAUGAUGACCAUGAUUUUUUCGAUUGGACUCAAAAUGCCAGUGACACAUGAGGAUCAUUUCGGAAAAGAUUUUCUCCUUUUUGUGCUAAAUAUUAUAGAGAGUCCUCCUGCAACAGAUAUAAAUGAAAUUCUGCCGGAUGUAAUGAUCAAUCUGGUGCUGUCUUUUAAUCUACAAUUCGAUCAUUUUGCCAACAGUGUUGUUCUUGAUGCAUUUCGUGAAAUGAGAUCGGCAAAAACAUUCACCGAAAAACUUUUAAUGCUUAUUAACCGGGAAACUGAUCCCGUAAAAAUGCUAAAGCAUACAACACUUGCAGUCAAUUCGGUUCUUAAGAUGAUUGUUGAUCUCUUUGGAUCACCAGAAACAGCUGCACUUUUCUAUUCUAACGACAACAAAGUCCUCAUUGAUAUACUUGUAAGGCAGCUUUCAGAUUUGAAUCCAGAAAAUCCGUUACGUCGAUGGUAUCUAGAACUAUGUAGAAGAAUUUUGAGGAACACAGACUAUGCAGAUCAUACACAUCGUAAACAGGAUCUCAUGAAAAUAUUUACCAGAAUUUUUUGCGAAGAAAUGGAAUCUAGUCUGAAAGAUCAACAACUUGUUCGAGAAAUUGCCAAUGAAUUUCCUCAAAUUUUUAAAGCCUAAAAACAACAAAGAUGAGGUUCGUCUUAAAUGUAUCUUGCUCUAAAAAUAUAGCUUUCCUUUUAUUUAUAAAAAAAAGUAGUACCUAAAGGAUAACAAAAUAGUGAGAUACAGUAGAAAAGUUCAUGCAUUUAAAAAAAAAUAUAUUGAACUCCAGUUUUAUGAAAAAUCUCUAUGAGGUCGAUUGGACCUACUUAUUUAGACAUAAUCUUGAAUCAUGUACAAUUUAAGAAAAUUUUCCAUUUAUCAAUUAACCCAUUUCUGUCAUUUGUUGCAUUUCGAAUUGAUUUAAAAAGAAAUUUAAAAUUUAAGAUUGCUCGAAAUUAGAUUUUAGAACAUAUAGAUUUCUGAACCAAUAAUUCCUUAUUGAUACCAAAACUUUCUCCUUAUAGGGUGAAGGGGUGGGUUAAAAAAAAAUACUUUCUAAAAACGGGAUCUAUCAUUCCUGAAAUUGAUCGAAUACACAAGGAGCCAGACAGAAAUGGGACAAUUAUAAUCUUUACACAAAUAUCCAUAUUAGAAUAAUACAUAAAGUGUUUUGUGUCAAACCAAACUCAAUUCCCAUAAAUUUACGGAUAUUUAGAAAAAAAAAGUUUAUUAGAUAAUAUAAAAAAUAAUAUACAACACACAUACACGUAUAUGUACCUAAUAGAAUUAUUAAAGAAAAAUAGUUCUUACUUUUUCCUAAAAUUAAGUGAGUUCCAUUGUAUUUACAUAUAUAUUCCCGUUGUUAGAUCUUUGAUAAGUACAUAUAUUAAUUUAAAAAAAUUAAAUAUUAAAAUCCUAUUCAAAAUUCAGGAUUAAAUGUUGGGAUUGCUAGUGGAGUGUAAUGUUAACCUCAAUGCUGGUCUAUUUAUGUUCAUUAAUAAAGUCUAUAAAAUAAUAAAUAUAUUAUUCAAUUCAAA